GGUCCCUAGUGCUGGAGGCGGUGUGUUGCUCUUUAUUGUUCGAGUAGAAAGCUCAAUCCACGGUUCCCACAUUUGUUUCAGCAUAGCCGAGGCGCGACUCUCUCUCUCUCUCACACACGCACACACACAUACACACACUGCCUGUCUGGGGUUAUGGCCACAACACAGAAACCAAGUCCUACCUGAGCGGAGAGGCUUGUGCCGCGAAGACAGGACGGAGGAACCAAACUAACUCGCAGGGCUGUGUUGAAAAUUAAAGGCUAUACUUGAGGAUUAUCACUGGAUCCUGAAGAAAGGGGACGUGAACCGAGGCCCCAUUAGGUAGAGAGCGCCUUACUGUAGAGUCUGUCAUCAUGGUGGAGCCUGCUGACAGGCCGUCUACAGCCGGCCAGAGGCUGGGGGCCCCUGAAAGUUUUGGGGUGUCCACUCUGGAGCCUGGCCUGCGCCCCCCUGCCCAGCCUCCAGGACGGCAAAUCUCCAUACGGGUUCAAAUGCUCGACGAUACACAGGAGGUCUUUCAGAUAUCGCAACGUUCUCCUGGUAAAGUGCUGUUUGACCUGGUUUGUGCUCAUCUCAACCUGGUGGAGGGGGACUACUUUGGACUGGAGUAUCAGGACCAGCGCAAGAUGAUGGUGUGGUUGGAUCUGCUGAAGCCGACAGUGAAACAGAUCAGACGGCCUAAAAACACCAUCCUUCGUUUCGUGGUGAAGUUCUUCCCUCCUGACCACACACAGCUCAUGGAGGAGCUGACUCGGUAUCUGUUUGCCCUUCAGAUUAAACAUGACCUGGCCUGCGGUCGCCUCAUCUGCAACGACACCAGCGCCGCUCUCAUGGUGUCCCAUAUCAUUCAGUCGGAAAUAGGUGACUAUGAUGAGACCCAGAGCUGGCAGCAUCUCCUCCACAAUAAGUAUCUGCCAGACCAGGAUGCCCUCAGGGACAAGAUCAUCGACUGCCACCGCAAGAAUGUAGGGCAGACACCAGCGGAGUCGGACUACCAGCUGCUGGAAAUCGCCCGGCGGUUGGAGAUGUAUGGCGUUCGCCUGCACCCAGCCAAGGACCGCGAGGGCACCAAACUCAGCCUGGCUGUGGCACACACUGGAGUGCUGGUAUUCCAGGGGUACACAAAGAUCAACGCCUUCAACUGGUCCAAGAUUCGCAAGCUCAGCUUCAAACGCAAGAGGUUCCUAAUCAAGCUAAGAGCAGACCCAGCUCAAAAUGCCCACCACGACACGCUGGAGUUCGCCAUGGCCAGCAGGGACUGCUGUAAGAUCUUCUGGAAGAUCUGCGUAGAGUACCACGCCUUCUUCAGGCUCUUCGAGGAGCCAAAACCUAAACCCAAGCCUGUCCUCUUCACCAGGGGCUCCUCAUUCAGGUUCAGUGGUCGAACCCAGAAGCAGAUCAUCGAUUAUGUCAAAGACUCAGAGUUCAAGAAGGUUCCAUUUGAAAGGAAGCACAGUAAGAUAUUGUCCAAUAGCAGCAUGUCUCCUCAGUCUUCUUCAUUCCGCUCACAAGUGCCAAAAGAGAGUGCCAUGUCUGUCCCAUUAGCAGACCAGCCCGACUCUGCUGGAGUGGGCCACAGAGCAGACGCUAAUGGUUCUUGUGAUGAGCCACCAACUGCCACCUCCACCGCCAACGGCUUCCACGACACACUGCCAGCACCAGGCUCAGAGCCAACCCAGUCCCGACAGAACCACCAGGCCACCGGCUCAGCACCAGACCAGCUCCUCAACCCAGGUCCAGCCUGCAGGGCAAACAAAGGAAGUCCCAGUUCUUCUGCAGACUCACCGCUGGCCAGUGCCCAUGUGCUGGUUAAUGGCACCGGAUCUGUCAACGGACAGGCGACAGCCAGCACCGGCAUCCCGGGUCAGAGUCCCGAUGGACGGCUGCCAUCGCCUCUCACCAGCCCUCUGCUCACCGAGGCCGGAUACGUGCGCACGGAUGACGAGGAUGAGGCGAGGAGGAAGAAGUUUCCUACAGACAAAGCCUACUUCAUCGCCAAGGAACUGUUGACUACAGAGCGGACCUACCUCAAAGACCUGCAGGUCAUCACAGAGUCCUUCCAGAGUGUUGUGGGGACAGACGAGGCCUUGCCGGACUCUGUCAGGAACCUCAUCUCUACCAACUACGAUCCGGUCUACAAGUUCCACCAGGGGUUCCUCAAAGAGGUGGAGCAGAGGCUGGCGCAGUGGGAGGGUCGAUCCAAUGCCCAUAUUAAAGGAGACUAUCAGCGGAUUGGUGAUAUUCUCCUUAAAAACAUCCAGGGCCUGAGGCAGUUGACGGUGCACCUCCAGAAACACUCAGAGUGCCUUGUGGAACUGGAACGGGCCAGUAGGUCCAGCCGGAGGUUGGAGACGCUGUGCCGGGACUUUGAGCAGCAGAAGGCCUGCUACCUGCCCUUCAACAUCUUCCUCCUCCGGCCCCUCCACCGCCUGCUGCACUACAAGCUCAUCCUGGAGAGGCUCUGCAAGCACUACCCGCCCACCCACGACGACUUCAGGGACUCAAGAGCGGCCUUGGCCGAAAUCUCAGAGAUGGUGCUGCAGCUCCAAGGCACCAUGAUGAAGAUGGAGAACUUCCAGAAACUUCUGGAGUUGAAGAAAGACCUGACAGGCAUUGAAAACCUGGUCAUCCCAGGAAGGGAAUUCAUCAGGCUCGGUUGCCUCAGUAAACUCUCAGGGAAAGGCCUUCAGCAAAGGAUGUUCCUCCUGUUCAGUGAUUCCUUGGUGUACACAAGUAGAGGGAUGACCCCGUCCAACCAAUUCAAAGUUCACGGCCAGCUGCCCCUUUAUGGCAUGACGAUCAGAGAGAGUGAGGAGGAAUGGGGCGUCCCUCACUCUUUUACCCUGUUUGGACAACGCCAGUCUGUGGUGGUGGCAGCAAGCUGUGCGUCAGAGAUGGAGAGGUGGGUGGAGGACAUCAGGAUGGCCAUCGACCUGGCGGAGCAGAGCAGCAGUCCCCACGCCGACCUGCUCUCCACCAGCCUGACCGACAGCAAACUGUCGGAGGAUGGAGGAGCUGAGCAGGAGUCGGAGGAGGAGCUCUGCGGCUCACGCUCAUCCCUGGAGCGUCACGGUCACCGUGGCAACACCACCAUGCACGUCUGCUGGCACCGCAACACCAGCGUGUCCAUGGUGGACUUUAGUGUCGCCGUGGAGAACCAGCUGUCAGGUAACCUGCUAAGGAAGUUCAAGAACAGUAACGGCUGGCAGAAGCUUUGGGUCGUCUUCACGAACUUCAGCCUCUUCUUCUACAAGUCGCACCAGGAUGACUACCCUCUGGCCAGUCUUCCUCUGCUGGGGUACUCUGUCACCGUCCCGUCCGAGUCGGAGAACAUCCACAAAGAUUAUGUCUUCAAACUCCAUUUUAAGUCCCACGUCUACUACUUUAGAUCAGAGAGCGAGUACACCUUCGAAAGGUGGAUGGAGGUGAUCCGCAGUGCCACCUGCUCCGCCAGCCGCUCCCUGCCGGCCACCAGGAAAGACCUUUACUGACAGAUCUGACUUCAGCCCUCAUGUUCACACCUGCUGGCCCGGUCACAGACACUCACCUGAAUGAAGAUGUGGACGCUGGUCUGCCAAAACUCUGGGAAACACCCCUACUGACACAGCAGGCAUUCAGAUCAACAUCAAUGAACAUUUCUGAGUAGUUAUUUGGAUCAUACGCCUUUCGACUCACUUCACAAGCCCAGUCAAAGGACCCCAACUUCACCUCCGUCCCCUCCACCUCCUCACUCAUGCACACACAUAUGCUGCUUACAGCUGAUUUUUUAAAAAGCUACAGUACUUUUUACAUCACUGGUGCUGAGCAUAGGCAGUCUCUCUAUAACGGCAGUUGUCCUUUAUGUAAUUCUUUUGAUAAUUUUACAGAUUUUCUGCGCCAGCCAAGUGGCAGCACACCGUCUUGCUGUCCAUGUUUACCUUCCCCCCGUGCUUUGUUGACUUUAUUUUAAGAUUGCACAACCGAGUGUGUUCACAUGCACACCAAUAGGCCUUUUCAAGUCACCUGCACAUCCUGUUUACAAUAGCGUCGGGGAAGAUUUUAUCCAUAUGAAAAGCCUAAAUACAUUACUUGAGUUUUAUCAAUAUGGGAUAUUCAUGUAGUCUGUUCUAUUUCUGCAAUGGUUUAUAAUAUUAUUGUUGUAUACAAGUAUAUUUAUGAUAUGGAUAAAAGGUGUACAUACAUAGCUUCAAUAAGACCUGAACCCGGAUUAGAGAGUGGAAUACUGUGUGCAUGUGAACACACUCAAUGUGAUUAUUUUUGUUUGUAUGACAAUCUACACAUAAUGAAUACAUGUGAUACCAGUUUGGACAUAAUUACGAAACACAUCUUUUGCUUUUAUAGGGCAACAUUUUGUACAGUCCUUUGAUACACUGUGAAACGUUCUCUGCUUUAUUAUCUCAAUUUUGGUUGCUACUUGUUUUCCUGUGAGUCCUGCCUUCUUUACGCUGGCAAAAAAUUUUCCAGAACACUUUCUCUACUUCCAGGGCCGACAAGAGAUUUCAGUGGUUCAUUGCCAAAUAUCUUCUCCUCUGUAUUCCUGUCCUAAAGGUUUCUGGAUUUUACUGUUUUAAAUAAAGAUGAGUAAAGAUUGUGUUAA
Molecule: messenger RNA, 4597 nt
Organism: Myripristis murdjan (pinecone soldierfish)
Lineage: Eukaryota; Metazoa; Chordata; Actinopteri; Holocentriformes; Holocentridae
Product: FERM, ARHGEF and pleckstrin domain-containing protein 1-like
Exons: 28
Coding region: 354-3491 (1045 amino acids)
Cellular component (GO): cytoskeleton
Molecular function (GO): guanyl-nucleotide exchange factor activity; cytoskeletal protein binding
Source: RefSeq, a predicted model, not a curated record